GUGUGUGAGGCCGGGGCUGUGUGUGUGAGGCCGGGGCUGUGUAUGAGGCGCUGAGGGGUACUGGUGGAGCAGGACCGCUGAAGCUGGUUGAAGCCCUGACUGCUGUCUGAUGUGUGUGGCUGAGGGUUUGCCCACUGCCCCCCACGGCCAGCUCUCCCCACUGCGCUCUGAACUCUGACGGCUGCGAGGCACCGCAGUGCAGCUCGGUGAUGGAUGAGGCACUGUGUGAGCUGAUGUGCUGAGCCCUGGUGUGGAGUGUCACCAUGCCUGUUCAGGCUCCUCAAUGGACUGACUUCCUCUCGUGCCCAAUCUGCUGCCGAACUUUCGAUGAGAAUGUACGCAAGCCCAUCAGUCUGGGCUGUGGCCACACACUCUGCUCCAUCUGCCUCAACAACCUCCACCGCAAAGCCUGUCCCUUCGACCACACAACCAUCAACACACACAUCGACAAGCUGCCCGUCAACUCCGCCCUACUGCAACUGGUGGGGGCUCAGGUGUCGGAGCUGCAGUGUGGGCUGGGGCCAGGGGCGGAGGCCAGCGGGCACUAUGAGGUAGCCAGGAAGUGUGUGGAGGAGCUGGCGCUCUACCUGAAGCCGCUCAGUGGCACCCGAGGUACGGGCCCCGGUGCUGGUGCAGGAACACAGAGCGCACUUAGCCGGCCGGUGCAGCGGAAGUUGGUGACACUGCUGCACUGCCAGCUGGUGGAGGAGGAGGGCCGGGCUCGUGCUAUGCGGGCGGCACGGUCACUGGGCGAGAGAACCGUCACCGAACUCAUCCUCCAACACCAGAACCCGCAGCAACUCUCAGCCAACCUGUGGGCAGCCGUGAGGGCCAGGGGCUGUCAGUUCCUGGGACCAGCGAUGCAGGAGGAGGCUGUGAAGCUGGUGCUUUUGGCCCUGGAGGACGGCUCGGCGUUGUGCAGGAAGGUGUUGGUGCUGUUUGCUGUACAGAGGCUGGAGCCUCGCUUCCCACCCUCGAAAACCAGCAUCGGCCACGUGGUGCAGCUCCUGUACCGGGCCUCCUGCUUCCAGGUUACCAAGCGGGAUGAGGACUCCUCGCUGAUGCAGCUGAAGGAGGAAUUCCGUGUGUAUGAGGCUCUGCGGCGUGAGCACGACUCGCAGAUUGUUCAGAUCGCCAUGGAAGCCGGCCUCCGCAUUGCCCCCGACCAGUGGUCCUCUCUGCUGUACGGAGACCUCUCCCACAAGUCCCACAUGCAGUCCAUCAUAGACAAGUUGCAGACGCCAGCCUCCUUUGCUCAGAGUGUACAGGAGCUGACCAUUGCCCUGCAGCGCACGGGAGACCCGGCCAAUCUCACCCAACUCCGACCCCACCUGGAGAGACUGGCAAACAUCGAUCCAAGUCCAGAGGUGCGGGGACUGAGCUGGGAGCAGCUGGAGGCUGGUCUGGUGGCUGUGAAGACGGUGGUGCAGGGUCUGGGGGACUUCAUCCUCAACCACAGCAAGAGAGCCACAGACCCCCAGCAGCCUGCCCAGAGCAGCAAGUACAAGACCAGUGUGUGCCGGGACCUGCGGCAGGGCGGGGGCUGCCCGCGCGGAGUCAGCUGUACCUUCGCUCAUUCACAGGAGGAGCUGGAGAGGUUUCGGGUGAGGACCAGGCGGGGUACUGUGUGCCGGCUGGCUGCCCCCCCGACAGCCCUGGCCCCGCCCAGCUCUGGACCGCCCCACAGCACGGUUACCCCCAGCAACGACAGCCAUAAUAUCGGCUCCCACGGCAAUGAUGGCAACUGUGAUGGAAAUCUGGAGCUGAGCAUUAGCCCCACAGUGGAAAUGCCAGCCAAGCGCUCGCUGGGGGCCGUGCCGCCGAGCAUUCAGUCCCGAGUGGCACCUGACCUGCCCCCUGUGCCAGCCUCCAAGCACACACAACUGGUACCUCGGGGGUCACACAUGUACCCCCCCGCACACCAGCCAGAUGUUUACUACCAGGACCUCCGAGGCGCUGCACAGCAGCCAGACGUUUACUACCAGGACCUCCGAGGUUCUGCACAGCAGCCAGAUGUUUACUACCAGGACCCGCGCGGUUCCACUGCUCCCUACAAACCAGCGGCCUAUCACCCCAGCCUGUAUUACCCCCCCGCCUCGGGGCCACUCACGGCCUAUGUACCACAUUACCGGGGGCCGAGCAGCAUGGCAGAGCCUGGCUACCGGGACCAGUAUGUGGCUUACACGGACAGGAUGGGCAGCGCACCGUACCCGCUGGCUCCCCCAUACCCCCUGCCACAGCCCCUCCCCCCACACUGUCAGGAGCACCGAGCAUACCCGGCUCCCACUCCCUACCCCAGUGAGGACAUCCAACACCCAGUCUCCCGCUACCGGCCGGAGCCCAGGGACCCCUACACUCAUGACAAUUACUACACUGGGACCAGCCCACACCACCGGCACCUGAGACCACACUAUAGGGACCCCCAUGGACGGACACCCUCUCUGGACUAUCUUCACCGUCGCAGGAAUGAGCUGAUGGCUCAACUCAAGGAGCGUCGCAGUGUCUCACCCCCAUCCUUCCCCUUGGCCACAUAUCCCCAGUGUGCAGAUGAUGAUGUGAAAGCCAACAGCCAUUAUAAGGCCCACGAGUACUCGCCCUGGUCAUGUGACACCAUCGGAUCGUAUAUCGGCGGCAAAGACAGUCAUCCCAAGGAGAUGGUGCCCGUCGCCGUGACCAUGGACGCUGAGAGCCGGGCUGCAGGGGAGGGGCCUCGAGCCCCUGCCGAGGGGAGAGAGGAGGAUCCCAUCAUCCCCUUCGGGGAGUUGCCCACCGUCUCCAGGUUCGGGGCCAUUGCCCGCACCUCCAAACCCAGCUACCAGCCCGGCCCGGGCACUGCCAAUGUCAGCUACCAGCCCGGCCAAGGCCUCCCCACCACACACACCAGCACUGCAGAUUACAGUGCGUAUAGGAGCCACGCUGGGUGGGGUGCCACCCCCACCCCCACCCCCACUCAGGGGCAUCUCGUUGAAAGGGAGAGGCUGUGUGUGACUGACACGUCAGCUCAAACACACCAACACGUAACACGUAACGAUAGGCAGCGGCUCAGACUGGAGCUCCAGUAUGUCAACCAACAGAUCAGCCAACAUCAGCUGGAGGUUGCCGGGGAGCCGGUGUUGUGGCAGAGGGAGGCACUGGGUUGGCAGCCGACCGGACCCUCCCCGCUCCUGUCCCGCCAGCAGCUGAGCCGUGAGCUGUACCACGUGGAGCGAGAAAUCGGCAAACGCACGCAGGAGCUGGAGCCGCAGAGACGGGCAUUGCUGGACGUACAGUGCAGAGCCACAGAGAACGUCCCCGAGCUCCAACCACAUGGCAACCAGGACUCUCAGCCCCGUCCCCACAGUGAGGGGUCGAUGGUGGCAGAGCUGAGUUUCAUCGCUGAGAGGACAGUGAGUGCCCUGACGCUGGUGACAGACAGUGAGAGUGGAGAACGCUGUCACAGCCAUCACAAUGGGGCCUCACCCACGCCAUCGCCUGUGCCCGCCCAGCAGCCUGGCACACAGCAGCCGUGGGCGGACAGUGUUCGGCCUCCACCCCGCGGACUCCAGCUUUCACUAACUGUAGGAGCUGUGUGCGCGGAGGCUCAUAGUGAGGUCUCCCACCCCCUGAUUGCUGAGUAAUCUGCUGACAACACCUCACCUUGUAACCAACCUGUCACAGCCGUGCCAGACGCUUUUCCACUGAGUGGAAACAACUGACAGGACUCUCCCGACCUCUGCCCCUCCCACAUCCCCCCCCCAAACCCUAACCCUCCGCUGGCUUCUACCCCUCCCCUGGUUGCUCCCCCCUAAUUGCUUCCCUCUAGUUGCUCUGCCCCCAUUGCUCCGCCCCGAUUUAUUUCUCUCCCCCAUUGCUCUCGCCUCCUCCAUUGCUGUUCCCCCCCCCCUUCCCAAUCAAAGCCCCCAGUGUUGGCCGCUGUAUGUAAGCUGAGCAUGGAGCGAGCGCCAGGCUGGGUAGGUUUGGGCAGCUGUGGCUCACGUAUCUUUCACAUUGAAUGUGCCCCGGAGCCUGGCUGCCCGGCCCCCCGCCCCCCCCCGCAGGCUGCUUGGAUUUCGAGCGUUGUUGUAGGGGAGGGUCGUCAUUUUUAAUUAUCUGAUAUAAAUGAACCUUUUAUUUUAAAAGAAAUAGUUCUCGCU
This is a messenger RNA of Callorhinchus milii (elephant shark), 4133 nucleotides long. Its product is annotated as roquin-1. Gene Ontology annotation, molecular function: metal ion binding. Lineage: Eukaryota; Metazoa; Chordata; Chondrichthyes; Chimaeriformes; Callorhinchidae. The record is from RefSeq and is a predicted model, not a curated record.